AUGACGAACUCCACUGAACAAACUCCCGAGGAAAGGCUAAAUAGGCUUCUGGUGGAUACGCCCAUCACGGACACGCACAACGACUUUCCCUAUGUUGUUCGUAUCCAGUUGCACAAUGAGAUCCAGGGCCCGGAUUUCGAUUUUCACAAGCUCAACACCCACACAGAUAUCAAUAAACUGAAGAAGGGUCGACUGGGACUGCAAUUUUUCAGCUGCUACAUUGAGGUCAAGAGCAACGACCCAUACUACCAGGACUUCAACCUCACCAGCACUGUUGUCAGAGAUACGCUUGAGCAGAUCGACGUAACCAAGCGGUUGAUGCAAGAAUACAGCGAGGACUUUGAAUUUGUGAAUUCCAGUAAGGAAGCCCUGAGUGCUUAUCGUACCAACAAGAAGAUUGCUGUUACCCUGGGUGUGGAGGGGAUGCAUCAGGUGGAUACUUCGCUCGCUGUUAUUCGCCAAUAUUACGAUUUGGGCGUGAGAUAUAUCACAUUGACCCACAAUUGUGACAAUCCUUUUGCCACAGCUGCUUCCUCGGUAACUGGUGGUCUUCCGGACAAGGGGCUUUCCGAGUACGGGGUCCGUGGAGUGCUUGAGAUGAAUCGCAUUGGUAUGAUGGUGGAUCUCUCGCACGUGUCGUAUAAGACGAUGCUAGAUGUUCUGGAUGUUACCAAGGCUCCUGUAAUAUUUUCCCACUCAUCUGCCUAUGCAUUGACUCCCCAUGAGCGCAAUGUCAGAGACGAUGUACUGCUGAGGGUCAAGGAGAACCGCGGAGUUGUCCAAGUCAACUUUUUCCCAGCCUUCAUAACCCAGACCAAGGAAGAAGAUGCCAACGGACGUUCCAUAGCCACCAUCGACGAUGCUGUUGAUCAUAUCUUCCAUGUGGCUUCCGUGGCCGGCUGGGAAUGCGUUGGGUUCGGCUCCGACUUUGACGGGAUUCAAUAUGUGCCCGAGGGACUCGAAGAUGUCACCAAAUACCCGGAUCUCAUCUAUAAAUGUAUGGCCAGAGGUGCAACCGAUGAGCAGAUCCAGGGUCUGAUUGGUGGGAACCUUUUGCGUGUUUGGAAUGCCAACGAAGAAGUCUCCAAACAGAUGAAGCUGGCCAAGACUCCGGUUGUUGAGAAGGAGUGGGAUGGAAGAAAAUGGACUUUUUCAUCUUACAGCAAGGGUCUUGGAAAUUUGUAUCCGGGCGCGGAUCAGACGGAGACCUAUAAGAGCAACGAGUGGGUCGCCGAAACGGGAAAUCCUUUUGGGUUGAAGAAGUAG
Molecule: messenger RNA, 1266 nt
Organism: Kuraishia capsulata CBS 1993
Lineage: Eukaryota; Fungi; Ascomycota; Pichiomycetes; Pichiales; Pichiaceae
Exons: 1
Coding region: 1-1266 (421 amino acids)
Biological process (GO): proteolysis
Molecular function (GO): metallodipeptidase activity
Source: RefSeq, a predicted model, not a curated record